Populus trichocarpa (black cottonwood) is the source of this 7867-nucleotide messenger RNA. RefSeq lists its product as uncharacterized. The coding region runs from base 6552 to 7676 and encodes 374 amino acids. Lineage: Eukaryota; Viridiplantae; Streptophyta; Magnoliopsida; Malpighiales; Salicaceae. The record is from RefSeq and is a predicted model, not a curated record. Gene Ontology annotation, molecular function: zinc ion binding; nucleic acid binding. The transcript has 7 exons.
GAGAUCUGAAUAUUUGAGAGAGCAAACCGUGAGAGAAGGGAGAAAUAAGAAGAAGAAGAGAAAAGAGGGGAAAAUAAGGGAAAAAGGAAAGGAGUUGGAGGAAAUAAGUAAAAAGGGAUAAUCCUGAUAUUCUACCGGCAGGACGUCAGUAGGAUUUCCUUCGAUAUCAGCUUUGAGUUUUGUUGCUUUCGAGUCAGGCUUAUAGCUUGAUAGCAGGUUACUUUUGUUGAACCUUCCGAACCUGCUUUUUGGUUGUAAUUUGUACCUUCCUUUUAUGUCAAGUUAGUGCUCUAGAACUAUGAACUAUAUUAACUCUUGUAUUAACACAAUUCAAUUAUAUUAUGAAGUUGAUUUUGUUGUUAAUGCUGCGUUGAACUCUGAUUGAGUUAGGAUAAGUUUGUGUGUAAGUUUGGGUUCGCAUAGGUAUGGAACCUUGGAGGGGAACCUUGCCUAUGUGCCGGUCAUGGAUCCGGGAUUCGGGUCGUGACAAACUUGGUAUCAGAGCUUUAGGUUAAAAAAAACAAUAAUAUAAUUAAGUUUCAUAAUAAGUGGAGCAUUAGGAUCCGUGUUGUCUUAUUUGUUGUCUUUGAAAUUCUGAAUUCUCAUCAAGCAUGUCUUCUUCCUUGUGAUAGAUAUGCUUUCCUAUAAUUCUGUGAUAAUUAUCAUGCUAUUGUUCUAGCAUGACUUGAGUGCUCUCACUUUUAUUUUAGGAAAUGCCGAGGAAUAGACGAAUAGCUGAUACUAUUAGAGUAGAGGAUGAUCAGGAUGAUGUCCCUAUUGGGCGGUUGAGAACUGCAAGGCAGAGAAGGAGGCGCGGUGCACCCGUGCCUUAACAUGUUGAGGAGGUACCUCCAUCAGUGGAGGAAGAGCCUCAGGAGAUAGAAGAGGAAGAUAUAGUUGAUGAAACAGGUGUGGGGGUAGCUGACCCUGAACCUGUUACAGAGUUUCAGCAACUUAGUCAGGUUGUGCGGACCUGGAUAGAGUUUUCUAUGGAGAGAGAUAGAAGGAGGGAUAGAGAUGUACCCUCGACAUCCCAUACUGUUCAGGGAGUUAAUGUGCCGUUGAAUGACUUCAUGAAGUUGGCACCUCCUAGUUUUACUGGGAUGGAUAGUUCAGAGGAUCCUCAGAGGUUCCUAGAUGAUAUUUGGCGACGGUGUGAAGCUUUGGGAUGUACAGACCACCGAGCUGUGAGUUUGGCAUCGUUCAGGUUGGAAGGAGAUGUGGCAAUCUCUUGGUUUGAGUCUAGGAAAAGAGCAAGACCAGUAGAGGCUCAGUGGACAUGAAAGGAGUUUAGCUCCAUGUUCUUAGACAGGUUUCUCCCUCAGAGCGUCGGGGAUGCUCGACUUUAUGAGUUUGAGAGGCUAUCUCAGGGGAGCAUGACAGUGGAUGAGUAUGAUCUGAAGUUUACUCAGCUGUCUAGGUAUGCAGAACAUCUUCUACCCACUGAGGAGUGGAGGGUAAAGAGGUUUAUUAGAGGACUCAAAUCCUCUAUGUAUAUGGUGAUGGUGUCACAGGUGUUUCCAUCAUACUCCUCAGCUGUUGAUAGCGCCAGGUUGAUAGAGGCGCGAGAAUUAGAGGACAUGACUGCAGGCCAGUCUAAGAGGCCUAGAGAAGAGGGUCAGUCUUUUAGGCAACAGGGAUUAAGUGCAGGUCUGUCUAGGGGACGAAGUGGCCGUCAGGGCUCAUGGGUUCAGAGGAGGUUUAGACAGAGACCGUCAGUUAGUGGCUCAGGCGGUCAAAGUGGCAGUAGUGGCACUCAGAGUUUAGUUCAGACUGCACCUCGUAGUUCAUUUGUUUCACCUAGUGAUAGUUCUUCAUGUCAGCAUUGUGGAGGAAGUCAUACUAGUGCAGAGUGCUACAGAAGGACUGGGGCUUGUUUUAGUUGUGGCCAGAUAGGUCAUAAGAUCAGAGAGUGCCCGAGGAGACAGUUGUCAGCUUCGGGGUUAUCUGCUUCAGUCCAGCAUCCUAUUCAGGCACCAUCGACGAGCCAGUCUGUGGCUCAUGGGGGUAGAGGUUUUGGUGGCCGUGGUCAGAGAGGCCGGGGUGCAGGUGAUAGAGGUCAGAUACAGCAGGGUCAGAGGCAUGCUAGAGUUUUUGCCUUGACUCAGCAGGAUGCUCAGGCAUCCAACACAGUUGUUUCAGGUAUUCUUCCUGUUUGCUCUUUUGAAGCAAAAGUGUUGUUUGAUACGGGUGCAACUCAUUCAUUUGUGUCCCCAUAUUUUGCCAUGAGGUUAGAUAAACAACCAACUUUGUUAAAAUCCCCAAUUUCAGUCUCCACUCCCUUAGAUGAAUUAAUAUUAGUGAAGUAUGUGUAUCUGGAUUGUGAAAUAGAGAUUGGAGAUAAGAUUUUUAUGGGAGACUUAAAUGUCUUAGAUAUGGUUGAUUUUGAUGUGAUUUUGGGAAUGGAUUGGUUGGCAAAGCAUAGGGCUUCGGUAAAUUGUUGGGGUAAGAAAAUAAUAUUUGAUCUAGAUGAAGAAGUUGGGUUGGUAUUUCAAGGAGAUAAGAUUGGGUCUCCAUCAAUUAUGUUGUCGGCUAUCUCGAGGAAAAUGGCCAGAAAAGGGGUACAGUGCUACCUAGCAUAUAUAGUGGAUAUAGAGAAAGAAGUUCCUCAAUUAGACCAAGUCCCUAUAGUUAGGGAGUUUAUUGAUGUCUUUCCCGAUGACUUGCCUGGAUUGCCUCCAUAUAGAGAGAUUGAGUUUUGUAUUGAUUUGGUUCCGGGUACUGAACCGAUAUCAAUGGCACCAUAUAGUAUGGCGCCAGCAGAAUUGAAGGAGCUAAAGGAGCAACUGCAGGAUUUGUUGGAUAAAAAGUUCAUCCGACCAAGUGUGUCCCCUUGGGGAGCCCCAGUGUUGUUUGUGAAGAAGAAACAUGGGUCAUUGAGGUUGUGUAUAGAUUAUAGGCAACUGAAUCGGGUGACAGUUCGAAAUAGAUACCCACUCCCUCGCAUAGAUGAUUUGUUUGACCAGUUGCAGGGAGCUCAAUUCUUUUCUAAGAUCGAUCUUCGAUCUGGGUAUCAUCAGUUGAGGAUAAGAGAGGAGGACAUUUUGAAGACAGCUUUUAGAACUCGGUAUGGUCAUUAUGAGUUCUUAGUGAUGUCUUUUGGGUUGACAAAUGCGCCAACAGCUUUUAUGGAUUUGAUGAAUAGAGUGUUUGGCCGGUUUAUUGAUCGAUUUGUAAUAGUUUUUAUUGAUGAUAUUUUGGUGUAUUCGAGGUCUAGGGAGGAGCAUGAGCAGCACUUGAGAAUGGUGCUUCAAACUCUGCGAGAUCAUCAGUUGUAUGGCAAGUUCUCAAAGAGUGAGUUUUGGUUGGAGAGUGUAGCAUUUUUUGGGCAUGUAGUGUCAAGGAAUGGGAUUGAAGUUGAUCCUCAAAAGAUUGAAGCAGUUAAGCAGUGGCUUAGGCCUACUUCGGCGACAGAGAUUAGAAGUUUCUUAGGUUUGGUCGGCUACUAUCGGAGGUUUGUGGAGAACUUUUCUCGGAUUUCUGCACCAUUGACUAAGUUAACGCAGAAAAAUGUUAAGUUUCAGUGGUCUGAAGCUUGUGAGAAAAGUUUCUUGGAGUUGAAAGAGAGAUUGACUACAACGCCUGUUCUAGCAGUACCAUCAGGUUCUGGUGGUUACACAGUGUAUUGUGAUGCUUCGAGAGUGGGGUUAGGAUGUGUUCUAAUGCAGCAUGGCAAGGUUAUUGCCUAUGUUUCACGGCAGCUGAAGAAGCAUGAACAGAACUAUCUUACACAUGAUUUAGAGAUGGCGGCUGUAAUUUUUGCCUUGAAGAUUUAGAGACACUACUUGUAUGGUGAAACUUGUGACAUCUUCAUAGAUCACAAGAGUUUGAAAUACAUCUUUCAGCAGAGGGAUCUAAACCUGAGGCAGAGGAGAUGGAUGGAACUGCUGAAGGAUUAUGAUUGUACCAUACAUUACCACCCGGGUAAGGCAAAUGUAGUUGCCGAUGCUUUGAGUAGAAAAUCAUUAGGGAGCUUAGCUCAUAUUCAGGAGGUACGAAGACCUCUGAUUAGGGAGCUGCAUGAGUUGGUGGAUGAAGGAGUCAGAUUUGAUCUUAGUGAAGCUGGAGUAAUGAUUGCUCAUUUUCAGGUUAAGUCAGAUUUGUUUGAUAAGAUAAAAGCAGCUCAGAAGAAAGAUGAUUCACUACUCAGGAUUAGAAAUGAGGUUGAGCAGGGUAAGGCUGCAGGUUUUGUGAUAGGUGAUGAUGAUGUGCUGAGAUAUAGGGAUAGGCUUUGUGUACCUGAUGUAGAUGAUCUGAGGAGAGAAUUGAUGGUAGAGGCACAUCAGACAGUUUACACAAUGCAUUCAGGUUCCACCAAGAUGUAUAAAGACCUUAAGGUGUGUUAUUGGUGGAAUAUGAUGAAGGCUGAUGUAGCAGACUUUGUUUCUAGGUGUUUGACCUGUCAGAGGGUAAAGGGUGAACACCAGAAACCUCCUGGAUUGUUGCAACCAUUGUUGAUUCCAGAAUGGAAGUGGGAAAGGAUCACAAUGGACUUUGUGACAGGAUUGCCUAGGAGUCAGGAGGGUUAUGAUUCAAUAUGGGUGAUUGUUGACAGGUUGACAAAAUCAGCCCAUUUUCUACCAGUUAAGAUUACUUAUAGAUAUGCAAAGUUGGCGGAAUUGUUUAUUAGAAAGAUUGUACGGUUGCAUGGAGUGCCAAUCUCGAUAGUGUCUGAUAGAGGUCCACAGUUUACAUCGCGGUUUUGGGUGAAAUUCCAAAAAGCUAUGGGUACUAAAGUGCAGUUGAGUACAGCUUUUCACCCUCAGACAGAUGGUCAGUCUGAGAGGACUAUUCAGAUCCUGGAGGAUAUGUUGAGGGCUUGUGUCAUGGAUUUUGGAGUUGGUUGGAGUAAGUUCCUACCAUUAGUGGAAUUUGCUUACAACAACAGUUAUCAGGCUAGUAUAGAGAUGGCACCUUAUGAGGCUUUGUAUGGUCGGAAGUGUAGAUCACCGGUUUGUUGGUUUGAGGUUGGUGAGAAGAGGCUAAUGGGACCAGAGUUGAUUCAGAUUACCUCAGAGAAGAUAGAGGUAAUUAGAAAUAAGCUUCAAACUGCUCAGAGCAGACAAAAGAGUUACGCAGAUAAAAGAAGGCGUGACUUAGAGUUUUCAGUGGGUGAUUGUGUGUUCUUAAAAGUAUCACCGACAAAAGGAGUAUUCAGGUUUGGGAAGAAAGGCAAGUUAAGUCCUCGAUUCAUUGGACCGUAUGAGAUUCUGGAGAGAGUUGGGGCUGUUGUUUAUAGGUUAGCAUUACCACCAAACUUGUCUGCUAUUCAUCCGGUAAUUCAUGUUUCCAUGCUAAGGAAGUAUAUGUCAGAUCCAUCGCAUGUGUUAGAGGUUCAUCCCAUUGAAUUGAGAGAUGAUAUGGUUUAUGAGGUGCAACCGGAAGCUAUAGUCGACCGACAAGUGAGGAAGCUUAGGUCGAAGGAUAUAGCUUCAGUAAAAGUGAAAUGGAAAGGUCAUUCACGUGAGGAAGCGACAUGGGAGCUCGAGGAUAAGAUGCGUGAGGAGUAUCCUCAUCUUUUCGAUAAUAUCGGUAAGUAUUCAAUCUUUUCUAUUAAGUUUCGAGGACGAAACUUUUAUAAGGUGGGGAGAUUGUAAUGUUUUGAAUUAAAGGGAUAGGAAAAGGCUAGAAAGCCCUUGAAGGCUUAAGAUGUAGGAAUAAAAUAAAUGAAGGGUAUUGUAGUAAUUGUAUAAAGAGAUGAUAUAUAUAAAUAGAAAGAAGAAAAAAAAAGAAGAAGAAGAGAUCUGAAUAUUUGAGAGAGCAAACCGUGAGAGAAGGGAGAAAUAAGAAGAAGAAGAGAAAAGAGGGGAAAAUAAGGGAAAAAGGAAAGGAGUUGGAGGAAAUAAGUAAAAAGGGAUAAUCCUGAUAUUCUACCGGCAGGACGUCAGUAGGAUUUCCUUCGAUAUCAGCUUUGAGUUUUGUUGCUUUCGAGUCAGGUACGGAAAAAUAGCAUUCAAGUGUCCAUAAACAAUGAUUAUGAUGAAAAACAGAGCUAGAUCAUCACUCUAUCGUCCAGGACCUCCAUGUUCGUUUCAGCCAUAUCAAUUCUCUCAAAAGCAGGCGCAGCAGGGUAGGCAAAUGCCCCCAUCCAAUCUGCGCCAUCUGCAAUUCCACUUCGACGAUACAGAUGGAGAGCACGGGCUUCCUUCACGGGCCAAUAUCGAGUGUCGAUAUGAUAACUUAUGAUCGCCAGUUUAGUUUGAGACAUGAGACCGAAGCAAACAGGUCGAGAAUCUAGCAAGAAGUGGGGUUUUGGUUGGCUAAAUGAGAUGGGGGCAAGUUGAAACUAGUCCAAUAGCAAGGUGCCAUCUGCUCCCCAAAUUUAGCAAAUAUUGAAGAAACCCCUGAAAUCGUGCACCCACGAUUGCUACGCGCAAGGAACACCCCAGACAGGAAAAGGAAAAAGAAAAGGACGCAGUCUUUCAUCUCCCUCUCGUUGAUUGCCCGGCAUUUCAAUCAAGAUUUAGAUUUCAUUUCCUACUCUCUCUCUAUCCUGUUGGGUUGCUCUCUUGGAUUCAAUCAAAGUGAAAAGGGUUUUUUCCUGGAAUUCUAUGAGGAAGUUGUGUCCUAAUUAUGACAGGGAACAUGCACUUGACACCGUCUUGGAGGUGCCUAUACCUGAAGAGAUGUUCACAAAAAUGGGCAACAGUUCAGCUUCUCGUUGGCAAAACAUGCGCGCAUUGAUGAGAGCUCAAGCUGCUGCUGAUAAAUCAACCCAUCUCCAAUCUAAAUCAGAUAAUGAAUUUAUAGCAUUGCUUAAGCUUGUUGGCUCUCCUCUUAUCCCUUUUCAGGUGAACCCUGACCAGCCUCUCACUCGUCCUCUUAAAGAUUGUAACAUUGAAGCCUCUACCGCGAAAUACAUAGUACAACAAUAUAUAGCAGCAAUUGGAGGAUCGUUGGCACUGAAUUCAGUGAAAAGCAUGUAUGCAGUGGGGCAGGUGAAGAUGACUGCAUCAGAAAUGCACCAAGGUGAUGGCAGUGUGCACCCAGGAGGAAAGUACGAGGUUGGAGGGUUUGUGCUAUGGCAAAAAAACCCUGAUUUAUGGUACCUAGAACUAGUUGUUUCGGGUUACAAGGUCAGUGCAGGCAGUGAUGGCAAGGUUGCUUGGAACCAAUCCUCGUCUCAGGCUUCUCAUGCUAAUAGAGGUCCUCCAAGACCUUUGCGGCGGUUCUUCCAGGGAUUGGAUCCAAGGUGCCCUGCCAACUUGUUCUUAGAAGCAGUAUGCGUUGCAGAGAAGGCAGUGAACAAUGAAGACUGCUUUGUACUCAAGCUCGAGACCGAUUCAAACACCCUUAAAGCUCAAAGUUCAUCCAAUACAGAAAUCGUACACCAUACAAUAUGGGGCUACUUCAGCCAAAGAACAGGACUGCUUGUCAAAUUCGAGGACACGAAACUAGUGAAGAUGAAACCGAUUAAAGGAAAUGAUAAUGUGUUUUGGGAGACAAGUAUAGAGUCAGUGAUCGGAGAUUACAGAUACAUUGAAGGCAUCAAUAUAGCACAUAGUGGAAAGACCAUCGCAACACUUUACAGAUAUGGAGCAUCACAUAAUCAUAAGAGGAAAAUAGAGGAAACAUGGAUGAUUGAAGAAGUUGAUUUUAACAUAUGUGGGUUGUCGAUGGAUUGCUUUUUACCUCCUGCUGAUCUUAAGAGAGAACAAGAAGGUGGAGAGCUGUGACCAUACAAUUUAUUCGAGUUACGGGAACAAAAAUGUGACUCAAAGGAAAUUCCCUGUAUAUAUAGGUGAGUUGGAAGCUGAGAAGUUUUCUUAUAAAGGGUAUGAAUGUAGGAAGUGAGAAAUAUUUUUUCUUUAAAUAUACAGAACCAUUCAUUGAAAAAGAAGACGACCCAACAAAUUUAUCUCUGAAA